AUGGCUUCCUACGAAGCAGCCGAAGCCGCUAAAGCAGCCCUCGACGAUGCUCUUGUUGACGGACGACGCAUUCAGGUGCGAUUUGCCACCCAAGGCACAUGUCUUAGUGUGCGCAAUCUUGGACCAUGGGUCUCAAAUGAACUGCUGGAAAGUGCUUUUUCUCUUUUUGGUGAAGUUGAGAGGGCUGUGGUUAUCGUAGAUGACAGGGGGCGCUCGGUGGGUGAGGGCAUUGUGGAGUUUGCACGCAAGCCUGCAGCCCAAGCUGCUUUGAAGCGAUGUCUCGAGGGCUGCUUCCUACUGACCAGUGAGCCAAGACCUGUUUAUGCUGAGCCCCUGGAGUACAGAGACUGGGUUUUGGGCCUCCCUGAACGGACAGUGUCGAGGAGAGGGCGGGGUUAUGCUCGGGAGCGAGAAUUGGGACCACGUUUUGCACGACCUGGUACACAGGAGCAUAGGGUGGCAGAGCGCUGGAAACGUUUUCUUGACUUUGAGAAGGACAAGCGGGAAGAAUUGGAAAAGGUUCUGAAUGAGGAGCGCCGGAAAUUGGAAGAGGAGGUGGAACGCUUCCGCAGGGAACAGGUGCUGGAACGUCCCUUUCCUCCUUGGCAGGAUGGACCCCACGAUCAGUAUGCCAGUUAUUUGGGUUAUGACACAGGCUACCUUGGUUACCCACCCCAGUAUGGUGCAGGCUGGAACCAUCGCAGUCCUUACUGA
Messenger RNA from Rhipicephalus microplus (southern cattle tick), 714 nucleotides. Its product is annotated as paraspeckle component 1-like. The record is from RefSeq and is a predicted model, not a curated record. Lineage: Eukaryota; Metazoa; Arthropoda; Arachnida; Ixodida; Ixodidae.